Amorphotheca resinae ATCC 22711 is the source of this 1634-nucleotide messenger RNA. RefSeq lists its product as hypothetical. The record is from RefSeq and is a predicted model, not a curated record. Lineage: Eukaryota; Fungi; Ascomycota; Leotiomycetes; Helotiales; Amorphothecaceae. The transcript has 5 exons. Bases 7 to 1623 code for a protein of 538 amino acids. Gene Ontology annotation, cellular component: mitochondrion.
AUCCUAAUGUUUGUAGUGGAAGAUAUUUCAGAAGAGGAGCUCUACAGAUACACAAGGAAUCGCUGGAUAUACAAUGAAUCACUACAACUGUCAAAAAGAUAUCUCAAAUUUGACCUCCAACAACUCCUGAAAGCUGCAGUUACAGCGGUGUCUAGCGAGGGUGCCCGUUAUUGCACUCGAGUUCUCAAGUGUCGUGAAGGGCUUAAUAAUAAAGUUUACCUUCUUACAAUGGAUAAUGGCUCAGAGGUCCUUGCAAAGCUCCCAAAUCCGAUUGCGGGGCCUGCUUAUUUUACAACGGCGUCAGAAGUAGCUACCCGCGAAUUUCUACGCGAUGUAUUAGAUAUUCCUACUCCUCGUGUCAUUGCCUGGUCUGCUGAUCCAAACAAUUCAGUUGGUGCAGAAUACAUCUUAGAGGAAAAGGCCCCAGGCAAACCAUUAGGCAGUCUUUGGUAUCAAUGGCCCAUGAAGCACAGGCUUAAAAUGAUAUCGCAGAUUGUGGAGAUAGAGCGGAAGCUCGCAUCCACAAAAUUCGUGAAAUCUGGUUGCAUCUAUUUUAGGAGCGAUAUUUCAGAGGAUAUGUCCAGCGAUAUCACCCUAACAACUGGUGUGCCAAUACACUCGUCGGUACAUGAACGUUUCAAGUUAGGGCCGCUCGUCUCAAGCGGGCUGUGGCGGGGUGAUAGGGCUGGCAUGGACAUGAAUAGGGGACCCUAUAACGGACCGCUUGAAUUUGUAGAGGCUAUGGCUACAAAUGAGAUAAAGUUUAUCAAAACCUAUGCCCAUCCUCGUAUGAAUUAUCAUCGGUCCUCCAUAGAACCUGAGUUGCCCGAGGAGGUGCUUGAUCUCUUAGAUCGGUAUCUUCAACUCGCUCCAGCUAUAGUGCCUCCCCCAGGGACGGACGAUACACACUCUCCAACGCUUUGGCAUCCAGACCUCCAUCUUGACAAUGUAUUCGUCGACCCCGAUUCAAAGCAAAUCACUCGCAUAAUUGAUUGGCAAUCAGCUGCCAUUAUGCCCCUCUAUUACCAAUGUGGUGUCCCGAGAAUGUUUCACCAUCCAAGAACAGUCGGUGAUGGUUGGGCCUUGUCCAAGCUUCCAGAGGAUUAUGACAGCCUCGACCAAAGCGAAAAGGCAAAGAUUGACAGUGACCGGAAGAGCGAGGCUUGCCAUAAAUAUUACGAGGCUGAGACCAAGAGCAAAAACCCGAGGCAUUGGGCUGCCCUGCAACUGGAAAAUGCCGAUAUGCGAAUAGAACCAUCACGCCUUGUUAUUAACGUAUGGGAGGAUCACGAUGUAUUUUUCCUUCGCCGGGCACUGCUUUCAAUUGUCGAGCAAUGGCAAGACCUUUGUCCGGGGUCUGAUAUAUGUCCUGUGAGCUUUACCGAGCAGGAACUUGCAGUACACGCGGCCGAAGAGGAGAGUAUGAGUAACGUUGGUGAAAUAUUAAGGCUCUUUCGGGAGAAUUGGGGACUGCCUUCAGAUGGGAUGGUAGAUCCAACCGAUUAUGACCGGAUACGGAUUGCUGUGGCGGAGCUCAGAGAUUCAUUUAUUGAGGAUGCUGAUAAUGACGCGGAAAAGGAACUCUUCGCGAGGCUAUGGCCGUAUCAGGAUGCGGACAGCUAAGAGACGAGUGU